Messenger RNA from Polychytrium aggregatum, 615 nucleotides. RefSeq lists its product as uncharacterized. NCBI's taxonomy places the organism in Eukaryota, Fungi, Chytridiomycota, Chytridiomycetes, Polychytriales. The coding region runs from base 1 to 615 and encodes 204 amino acids. The record is from RefSeq and is a predicted model, not a curated record. The transcript is spliced from 3 exons.
AUGGCAUUCAAGUUCAACCACACCCACAAGACCUUCAUCGCCUUCGUCAUCCACUUUGUCCAGCUCAUCUGCGCUGCCAUCCUGACUGGUGGCAUUGCCGAGCAGGCUCAGUACGGCCCGAGCAACACCUGUCUUCUCUUCAUCUCCAACUACCAGCGCGUUACCAACACCCACUACCUCUUCACUGCCAUUUCUCCCUCUUGCUCGUUCGUUGUUGCCAUCGGCGCCAUCGGCAUCAUCCUCUCGCUUGUGCUUGGCGCUGGCUCUCUGUUCUUCCUCUUCCGCAACGAGUCCCGAGCCGGCCGUGUCAUCUUGGUCUUCUUUGUCAUCUCGACCAUCUACUCGAUCCUCCUGCUCGUCGCUUCCUCGGUCGCCAGCGCCGGUAUUCGCACCACCUGUGGCUUCCUCGAGCAGUCCGGCACCUCGUGCGACGCCAUCUUUGCUGGCGGCUUCUUCGAGGACACCGAUCAGACCUACAUCAAGAACCUGACCACCGUCUACGCCGCCAUCGGUGCCGGCUGGUUCGGUCUGAUUGUCUGGAUUGCCUACACCGUCAUUGAGUUCCGCAACUGGAAGGCCUCCCGCAACACCUUCAACAGCAGCGGUCGUUUCUAA